AUGCUCCCUGUGAUUAUUCAUCAAAAUCAAGGAGCCUUUAUAAAGAAUAGACAGCUUGCUCAUAAUAUUUUAAUUCUUCAAGAUAUUCUCCAUGGCUAUACUAGGAAGAAUAUCUCUCACCGAUGUGUGAUAAAAAUUGAUCUCAGUAAGGCGUAUGAUUCUAUUGAUUGGGAAUUUAUGGAGGAUAUCUUGACAGCUUUUUGUUUUCCUAGAAGGCUUAUUCAAUGGAUAAUGACUUGCUUGACGGGUAGUUCUUAUACUCUUAUGUUAAAUGGGAGAUUACAAGGAAGUUUUGAAGGGAGGAAAGGAUUAAGACAAGGAGACCCUAUCUCUCCUCUGCUUUUUGUGCUGGUCAUGGAGUAUCUCACUAGACUUCUAAAGCAAGCUUCUCAUCACAGAGAGUUUAGAUUUCAUCCCAUGUGUAAGCAUUUGCAGCUUGUUAAUUUGUGUUUUGCGGAUGAUUUGAUUCUGUUUUGUAAGGGGAAUAUUAGAUCAGUUCAGAUUUUAUUUGAAGGUUUUUCGAAGUUUUGCCAUUGUUCUGGUCUAGCAGCUAAUCUGAGUAAAUCCCAAAUAUUCUUUGGGGGUGUGGCAGCUGAGGUCAAGAAUAUUAUUCUUAGGUUUGUUGCUCUUGGAGAGGGGAGUUUUCCUUUGAAGUAUCUGGGGGUUUCUCUGAGGCCCACGAGAUGGUUGGUUGCUGAUUGUGGUGAGAUAAUCAAGAAAAUUCAGGCUAUGCUCCAUGUUUGGGCGAGUAGACACUUAUCUUUUGCGGGGAGAACUCAGCUGAUUUUUUCUGCUUUGCUAGGCAUUCGCAAUUAUUGGAUGAUUAUUUUUAUGCUUCCCUAUAGUGUCAUUCAAGAAAUUUACAGGUUGUGUCGUAACUUCCUACGGGGAGCCAAAAACAAUCGCAGCAAGUUCCAUUGUUCCUCUUGGCCUCAGGUUUGCCUUCCUAAAGUGUUGGGUGGUCUGGGUUUUAAGGAGGGUUCUAAUUGGAAUAAAGUUCUUUUGGCUAAAUAUAUUUGGGCUUUGUCUUCUAAGCAAGAUGUAUUAUGGGUGAAAUGGAUUGAUGAGGUCUAUCUAAAAGGUCAGUCUUUCUGGUCUUAUCAGCUGAAACCAAAUGUUAGUUGGUAUUGGCGUAAGUUAUGCUACUUGAGAGAGACUUUUUAUGAAAUGGAAUUGGGAGUUUCGGCUGUGCAUGGUAAACUGAAUUUGAAGGUUCUGUUUAGUAGCAUGCUUCAGAGGGACCCGGUUGGUUUUGCUAAGGCAGUGUGGUGUAGUCUAUCUGUCCCCAAGCAUCGUUUUAUACUUUGGCAAUCAGUUCUUGGCCAUUUACUGACUAGAGAUAACUUGGCUCGGUGCCAAAUUGAUAUUAGCUCUCAGCUUUGUCCGGUUUGUGAGAGUGUUGAGGAAUCUCAUAAGCACUUAUUCUUUGACUGUGUUUUCUCAACAGGUUUGGGAGCUGCUUAA
Messenger RNA from Humulus lupulus (European hop), 1464 nucleotides. RefSeq lists its product as uncharacterized. Bases 1 to 1464 code for a protein of 487 amino acids. NCBI's taxonomy places the organism in Eukaryota, Viridiplantae, Streptophyta, Magnoliopsida, Rosales, Cannabaceae. The transcript has a single exon. The record is from RefSeq and is a predicted model, not a curated record.